AUGGCGCUGUUCGGGACUUCAGACGCCUUGAUGUGCAGGGCGUUCCCAACGACUCUGCGAGGACCGGCCCGCACAUGGUACAGCGGCCUGAAGCCGGGGACCAUCGCCUCCUUCGAUCAGCUCGCCAAGGAUUUUGAGCUUAACUUCCUGGCGUACGCCCGACCAAAGCCGUCCAUGGCGUUGCUCCUGGGGCUCAACCAAAAGGAGGAUGAGCCCCUCUCCCAUUUUGUGAACCGAUUUACGACGCAAAUCCGUGGAUUGUCGGAUGCUCACCCCUCUCUCUUGAUGCAGGCCUUCAUGACUGGCCUGCGGCCCUCCAGGUUCUUCUGGUCGCUCGUGGAGCGGCCCCUCGCCGCGGUCCCCGAGAUGCUCCAGCGUGCCAGUCAGUUUAUCGCCGCAGAAACCUGGAUGGCUGGAAAGCGGGAGGAGCACAAAAAGGUCAAGUCAGAGCCGCCCCGACAGCAACAACCCGUCGCCUCCCGGCGAAAGUUGGAUAGACCUGACCUGAGGCCUCCUCUUCCCGCCUUAAAUUCCUCCCGGACUGAAAUAUUCCUACAUGAGAGGGGAAAGGGGCUGCUCAGGGACCCUCACCCGAUGAAAAACCCGCGGGAGCUCGCAGACCGUUCGAAGUAUUGCCGAUUCCAUCGACAACACGGGCACGACACUAAGCAGUGCUACGAGUUGAAAAGACAAAUCGAGGAGCUCAUCCUCAGGGGUCAUCUCGGCCAGUACCUCCGGCUGAACAAAGAGCAAUCGCCUCGCCCAUAG
Messenger RNA from Musa acuminata AAA Group (dessert banana), 768 nucleotides. RefSeq lists its product as uncharacterized. The record is from RefSeq and is a predicted model, not a curated record. The transcript has a single exon. Bases 1 to 768 code for a protein of 255 amino acids. Lineage: Eukaryota; Viridiplantae; Streptophyta; Magnoliopsida; Zingiberales; Musaceae.